Molecule: messenger RNA, 699 nt
Organism: Moesziomyces antarcticus
Lineage: Eukaryota; Fungi; Basidiomycota; Ustilaginomycetes; Ustilaginales; Ustilaginaceae
Exons: 1
Coding region: 1-699 (232 amino acids)
Source: RefSeq, a predicted model, not a curated record
AUGCAACCAGCCGGCGCAGAGAGGGACGCGUGGGCCCUGGCUCCCGUUUCCUUUCUUUUCUUCGGGCCGUCUGCGAAUUCUGGCGCAGGCCGCGCCAUGGUUGGCGGAUGCGUUCGACGGUCGAGAAGAAAAUUUAUUGAGAGUCGACUGCGCUGCGCCGCUCUCCCACCGCCCGCCAGGUCCAGUCAGGAAGAACCGGCAAAGGAGCGAAGCCCUCCAUCCCUCCUCGCAAAAAGCCAAAAGCGCAUGCUGAUCACCUCCUCCGAUCUCUCGUCACGAUCACUCCCCCGCAUAUUCUCCAACUCCACCCUACGCCCGCGCUCCUCAACCCGGAGCUCGCCCGCCCCUUUGCGCAUUUUUCGCCGCUUCCCUACCGGGGGUGCGAGCCGCCGCCGCCGCCGCUGCCGCCCCAGACGGACGCGCUCGUCUGGACCUUCACUUCCAUCCAGCCCUCUCGUCACCUGUGGCUCGCCGCCAGCCGGCGCGCGCAUCCCGCGCCGCCAUCCCCAUCCCGUGGGUGUGGGCCCACUCGAAGAGCAUCCCGAGGCAUCAUCGCACGACACGUACCGAACGUCUUCCGGUCCAUCCGCGGAGGUUGACGACGACAACGAGCGACUGCAUCAACACCUUCUCAGGCAGACGGCGAUCCGCAUGUCAUCCAUCGAUUUGAUGCACAGUAACGUCUCGAACACACUCUAG